AUGAAUAAGGAGAUGCUUGGUUUUGAUCCCACCAUUAUAACAUCCGGCGGCCAGCAGUAUAUCGAGAUCGAACGAAACGACAAAACAGAGCGUCUCAUCAUUGAUGAUGUUAUGAAGCGAGCGCGGUGCAUUGCCGGUCGGGCGACAACCUGUUGGAAAGCACAUCGCAAAGAAGACCCCCAGACGCCGCUUGUUAUCAAGGACUCCUGGCAGUACACGGACCGAGACGAAGAGGGUAUACUUGUCCAAGAAGCGACUGAGAAAGGUGUUAUUAAUGUUGCCCGAUACUACCACCACGAGACUGUACGCGUCCGCAGUGCGGAUGACGACAUCCAAAACAAUGUUCGAAAGAGACUGGACGUCACCAAAGCUACAAAUUACCGAUCAGGACAUGCGAUGUUGCCAUCAGGUACGAGCGCGUCAAGUGUGUCACGCAGAGGGCAAAGCAGCGGCGCUGGUGUGAAGCGACCGUCCAGCGAAACCGAUGCCGCUCUGCCGCCUAACAAAAGAUCCGGUUCAAUAUCUCCAGUCAAGGCAAGCACCGGAGCCCUGCCAAACCGUGUACAUCGGCGAGUCAUUCUUCGUGACUUUGGAAAGCCAAUCUACAAGGCAAAAUCUCGCACGGCGCUGCUCGCUGCGCUGGAGAGCUGCAUUGAAGGUCACCAGUCGUUGCAUGAGGCGGGCCUUCUCCACAGGGACAUCUCCAUCAACAACCUCAUGAUCAAUGAAGAUGAUGAGAACCCUUCGUGGCAAGCUUUCUUGAUUGAUCUAGACCUUGCUAUACGAGAACAACGACAAGGUGCCUCAGGAGCAAAAGGAAUGACUGGUACGAGAGCAUUUAUGGCUAUAGGAGCUUUAUUGGGCGACCAGCACUCCUUCAUGCAUGACCUGGAGUCGUUUUCUGGGGUGAUUGGUCGGUUUGACAAGUGGAACUACGUUGAUGUGGAAGAGUUAGCAGAACUCAAGUCGGGCUUGGUGGGCAAUGAACGGCAUUUUCUCAACCGUGUCGGCCAGUCAUUUACCCCUUAUUUCGAGCCUCUGGCUCAAUGGGUAAACCGGCUGCGACGGGAACUCUUUCCAGGGGAUAAGCCGUGGCAGGGUCGAGAGGAUCCUGGGCUAUAUGUUCGCAUGCGGCGAAUCUUGCAAGGAGCAGAGCUCUACUACGAGGGCUUCUACGGCUCAAUUGUGGCCGCGGCGAAGGCGCUUGGCGUACCCUACAAGCGCCUCUAUUAUCGAGUCAAUGGGCAUCACUCAACGGCCGAGAAUGGGGGCAACCGUGCCCUGCUUGAUCCCUCGGAUGAAGAGGAGGUAUUUUGCUGGGCACAUCGCCGCAUCACACAGGGGCACCACAUCCAGGGUCGUGCGCUCCAACAACACGCCAACGCCAUUCUCAAGGCAAAGGGCGUGGGAGCUACAGCAUCGCGAGCCUGGGCCAAGCGCUUUAUACAGCGGCAUAGAGAACUCUUCCACCGUCGAAGAGCAGCAGCGCGAGACAUCAAACGGAAGGCUAUGCAAGAUCGCAUCCACAACACCUGGAAUUUCGACGAGACGGGCUUCAUGGUGGGAUAUCUACAUAAAGGCACAUUUAUUUGGACCUUCCGCGAGAUUGAUACCCCUAUUUUAUCUGACGCUCACGAUACAGUGUCGGUCACAGCGAUUGAGGCUAUUUCUGCAGCUGGGAAAGCGGCUUCUACUAUGGAUAGCUGUGAUGGUCACUAUACAGAAGAGAUGGUUCACUUCUGCUUCGAUCACAACAUUAAGGUCUUCCCAAUGCCUCCCCAUCUUACACAUCAGCUUCAACCUCUUGAUGUCGGCGUUUUUAGGUCAUACAAACACUGGCAUCAACAAGUUCUACAUCGUGAGAUUGCUGACGGGGCAUAUGACUUUAACAAGUCCGAUUUUCUAUAUCAUCUUCAAGAGGUCCGCACUCGCACCUUCAAAAAGCACACAAUUCUCUCAUCUUGGCAGAAAUGUGGCCUCUUCCCAUUCAGUCCCGAGAUCGUGCUCUCUCAGCUUCAAGACACGCUCUCGUCGCUCACAGAAGAAGUGGCUAUUAAGGACCUGCCGGGCUCGAUCGAAAGCGAGCCUCAGGGCGGGCCUCAGGCAGCAAGACCAUCAACACCAUCGCCACACACGCCGCCCUCGAUUCAACGAUUCAACUGGAACAAUGUUUCAACGCCGAGACUCAACCUCUCUACGAUUCAGAGGUAUCACGCCUACGUACAGCUUCGUCUAGCCACAUCAGUUGACUCCCACAUGCCGUUGACUCCCUCCGUCACAUAUGUCUAUGAGAAGGCGCGGAAAGCCGACAAAACCCUCGCUCUCAACGGCAUCACCGCAACGGCCGAGAUGACGAAGAUAAAAGAGAAACAAGCCAAGCGCUCCAGUCUCCAGCAACAGACAACUAUUGUAGCGAGAUACGGCCCAUUAAGCGUCGAAGAGGCACAGAGAGUCAGGAAUAAGGAGGUUCGCGACGAAGCUGGCUAUAUACGCCGCUGGCUUCGCAAGGUACGCUUCAACGUCAGGAUUAGCAUCACAGAGGCGAGGAUUCGAGACAUCAGAGGUCUCUGGGCCAAGGGCGACAAGCGCGCACACCUCAAUUGCAAUGAGUGGAUGUGCGCAAGCUACAGGAUUCUCCGCGAGCUACACAACCGCGGCGUAGGGCAAAGCAAGGCGAUCAUGUGGCCGGAGUACUAUGAUCGCGAGAUUGUAAAGGAAGCAGCCGAAUUAGUGGUGAUGGAGGCAAAUAAGCGUGCUAUUUGCCGUCAGACGCUUUCCUUGGAAGCUGACGGCAUCGAGAUGCGAUGA
Molecule: messenger RNA, 2808 nt
Organism: Hirsutella rhossiliensis
Lineage: Eukaryota; Fungi; Ascomycota; Sordariomycetes; Hypocreales; Ophiocordycipitaceae
Product: DDE superfamily endonuclease domain-containing protein
Exons: 6
Coding region: 1-2808 (935 amino acids)
Biological process (GO): protein phosphorylation
Molecular function (GO): protein kinase activity; nucleic acid binding
Source: RefSeq, a predicted model, not a curated record